Molecule: messenger RNA, 944 nt
Organism: Aspergillus ochraceoroseus IBT 24754
Lineage: Eukaryota; Fungi; Ascomycota; Eurotiomycetes; Eurotiales; Aspergillaceae
Product: ESCRT-III subunit protein VPS20
Exons: 3
Coding region: 97-744 (215 amino acids)
Biological process (GO): late endosome to vacuole transport via multivesicular body sorting pathway; vesicle budding from membrane
Cellular component (GO): multivesicular body; ESCRT III complex
Source: RefSeq, a predicted model, not a curated record
UCUAAACUUGUCCCUCGUGCUCUAUGGAGGGAGUAUUACCAGCGAACGGGGCAUCGUCGGAGACCAGUUUACCAGUAACGACAAUAUGCGGUGACAAUGGGGAACGCAAACAGCUCCCAUAAGAUCUCAGCACAAGACCGAGCGAUUCUCGACUUGAAAAACCAGCGCGACAAUCUUCAUCGGUACCAGAGACGUAUUACGGUUCUCACUGACCGCGAAACCGCAAUCGCGAAGGAAUGUCUCGCACGGAAUGAUCGAAAGCGCGCCCUCCUGGCUCUGCGCCGCAAGAAAUACCAAGAGUCGCUUUUGGCGAAGACGGAUGCGCAACUAGCACAGCUGGAACAGUUGACCAGUCAGGUGGAGUUCGCGCUGGUACAGAAGGAUGUUCUCUUUGGGUUACAGCAGGGAACGCACGUUCUCCGAACGAUUAACAAGGAGAUGGGGGGUAUCGAAGGGGUGGAGAAACUGAUGGGGGAAUCCGAGGAGGCGAGAGCCUACCAAGAGGAAAUUAGCCAGAUGCUUGCAGGGUGUUUAUCCAACCAGGAUGAGGAUGAAGUUGAAGACGAAUUGGAGGCUCUCCACCGCGAAGUACAGGGCCCCGUUCAUCUUCCAGAAGCCCCGACUACAGAGCCUCCGGAAUCGAUGCCAGCUGUGCCUGAUGAUACGGAACCUCAAGAGCAGUUGGUAAAGCAGAAAGCCCGAGCCCGUGCCAGAGCGAGAGAGCGAGAGGCUAUUCCGGCCUAAGCUGAUUCCUUUCCUUGACUUGUUGGAUCGGCACCUUUCUAAACCGCAGAAUUGUGAUGACAUGCGCUACAGCAUUCCGGUGUUGGGUGGUUUAUCAUAUACUUGGUGACGAAGACAGUACAUUAGAUUUCAGACUCGUUGAUUCGGUACUUUAAUCAUAGACAAUUCAACAUGAAUUAAAUGCAAAAUGCUGCUUACCC